GGGAAGAAUUAAUUAAAGUUGAAAUCCCACAUGUUUAUUAUUGAUAUCAUGAUGAUCUAUGCCUGAUAAAAAUACAAUGACAACUGAUAUCAAAUCGAGAUCUUGUGCUUGUAAAGGUAUUCGGACAUGCUUACAAUGUGAAAAUUAUCAAUUACCUAAAUCAAGUGGUCAAAAUCUUUGGAAUACAAAAACCUAUGUUUAUUGUUGGCGAUGUGGUAAUCGGGCUUACGCUUCAACAUUUUUUGAUAAACAUGUGGAAGAUCAUGAAAAAAAUAACGAAUUCGAUGAUGUACCUAUGAUUCAGAUUGAUGGUGUAUUCUUACAAACUGAUGUAAUAACUGAUGAUGAAGAAGUUCAUCUUAUCAAACAAAUUGAUUCAUUCGAUUGGGUAGAUUCACAAUCAGGCCGCCGUAAACAAGAUUUUGGACCGAAAAUUAAUUUCAAAAAACAAAAAAUCAACUUCACACCAUUCACAGGAUUACCGAAACUUGAUGUUGAAAUAUUGAAUCUAAUUCGUCGUGAACGUUUAACAUCACAUAACGAUUGGCAUCGAUUUUCAUCGCUUCCAUUUGAUCAGUAUUCAGAUCAUACUAUAUUGAAUCGUUUUUACCCAAUCGAAAUUUGUCAUCUUGAAUAUUGUCCAGAACGUGGAUCAUCAAUCGAUCCACAUUUUGAUGAUAAUUGGAUUUGGGGUGACCGUUUGGUAACAUUGAAUCUUGCCUCGACAGCAGUAAUAACAUUGACAUUUCCAGAGUUAUCAUCAGUAGCAGAAUAUUGUAUUCGCAUUGCAUGUCCAAAAAAAUCGCUUCUGGUUCUUUAUGGUGAUGCAAGAUAUAAAUUUCAUCAUUCGAUUCACAGAUCCGACAUAAAUCAUCGACGAUUGGCUAUUACAUUUCGUGAAUUAGCCUAUUCAUUUUUUCAACAAUCAUAUUUAAACAAAGAUAAAAGAUAUUUACUUAUUCAUGAUGAAUUUAUUAAUCGUUCAAAAAAAAUGAUAACUAAAUAAAUAAAAAUAUAAUAU
Messenger RNA from Dermatophagoides pteronyssinus (European house dust mite), 1021 nucleotides. RefSeq names its product alpha-ketoglutarate-dependent dioxygenase alkB homolog 4. The record is from RefSeq and is a predicted model, not a curated record. Gene Ontology annotation, biological process: demethylation. NCBI's taxonomy places the organism in Eukaryota, Metazoa, Arthropoda, Arachnida, Sarcoptiformes, Pyroglyphidae. Gene Ontology annotation, molecular function: demethylase activity; oxidoreductase activity.